This is a messenger RNA of Cynara cardunculus var. scolymus (artichoke), 1067 nucleotides long. RefSeq names its product xyloglucan endotransglucosylase/hydrolase 2-like. Gene Ontology annotation, molecular function: hydrolase activity, hydrolyzing O-glycosyl compounds; xyloglucan:xyloglucosyl transferase activity. The record is from RefSeq and is a predicted model, not a curated record. The transcript has 3 exons. Gene Ontology annotation, cellular component: apoplast; cell wall. Gene Ontology annotation, biological process: xyloglucan metabolic process; cell wall biogenesis. Lineage: Eukaryota; Viridiplantae; Streptophyta; Magnoliopsida; Asterales; Asteraceae. Bases 56 to 928 code for a protein of 290 amino acids.
CUUCCCACAAAUCUAAAACGCAUCACCUCUCUCUUUCUCUCUCAAAACAUUACUAAUGGGACAGUCAAACCAUUCAUACCCUAAAGCUUGUGCAGUUGCUCUAACAAUUUCAUAUCUGAUAGUAGCAGCUUCCGCAGGAAGUUUUUACGACGACAUUGACAUUACUUUUGGAGGUGAACGUGCUAAAAUACUCAAUGGUGGUCAGGAUCUCACACUUUCGCUCGAUCAAUACUCUGGCUCUGGUUUCCAGUCCAAGCAUGAGUACCUCUUYGGUAGAUUCGACAUGCAACUGAAACUAGUACCUGGCAACUCUGCUGGCACAGUCACCACAUUCUAUUUGUCAUCACAAGGUGCGGGACAUGAUGAAAUAGACUUUGAGUUCUUGGGCAACUCAACAGGAAACCCUUAYACAAUCCACACCAAUGUGUAUUCACAAGGGAAAGGAAAUAAAGAGCAACAGUUCCACCUGUGGUUUGAUCCCACUGCAGCCUUCCACACCUACACCAUCGUAUGGAACACUCAAAGAAUCAUCUUCUUGAUAGAUAACAUACCAGUGAGGGUGUUCAAUAACCAUGAGGCUUCUGGAGUCCCAUUUCCCAAGAGCCAACCCAUGAGGAUGUAUGCCAGCCUGUGGAACGCAGAUGACUGGGCAACCCAAGGUGGGCGUGUGAAGGCAGACUGGACUAAAGCACCCUUUACUGCUUCCUACAGGAAAUUCAAUGCCAGUGCCAAAAGAGUUGGUCCUAAUUCAAAGUCAACAAGCUCCCAAUCUGACAACCAGGCAUGGAGUACCCAAGGACUUGAUGCAGCUGGCAGGAACAGGAUUAGAUGGGUGCAGAACAAGCACAUGAUCUACAACUACUGCAACGACGGCAAACGGUUUCCCAAUGGUCUACCUGCUGAAUGCAAGAACUCAAGAUUCCUUUAACCCUACGCUGGAUCUUGGUUUGCAUAUUUCAUUUUCAUCUUUUGAUUGAUUUCUGAUCAUAAAUAUUCUUUAUUCGUUGUCCUCGAUUCAAAUUAUGAUUAUAAAUAAAUACCAAAGUGCAUACAUGUUUUAGUUGCUA